UUGCUUCUUAUAUCCAAUUUGCUUCUUAGACCCACGGAACCUUCUGGAUUCUCUCCGUCACACCUAGAAGCUAAAACAAAUUGCUUCUUAUAUCCAAUUUCAGACAUAUCUAAGCCAAAGCUAAACUCUUAAGAAAAUAACACCAUGGCUGAUGCGUUUUUUGGGUACCCCUUCAGGCGCUUCUUCUUGAGCCCUACGAUCUUCCGUGAAUGGUCUGGAUCGACGGCCCUCAUGGACUGGCUCGAAUCCCCUAAUGCCCACAUCUACAAGAUCAACGUUCCAGGUUACAGCAAAGAUAACAUAAAGGUGCAAAUAGAGGAUGGUAACGUUUUGCACAUAAAAGGAGAAGGUGGGAAAGAGGAGCAGCACAAUGCAAAAGACACUGUUUGGCUUGUAGCUGAGAGAGGGACAGGAAAGGAAGAGUUUUCUAGGGAAAUUGAAUUGCCGGAGAAUGUGAAGGUGGAUCAGAUUAAGGCCCAAGUAGAGAAUGGUGUUCUCACUAUUACUGUCCCAAAAGAUACUACCCAAAAGUCAUCCAAAGUUAGAAACAUCAACAUUACUAGCAAGCUUUGAGUUUUAGGGCUUGAGCUAGAAGCCCAGAAUGAUGGUUUGAGAAUAAUAGUGGAUGGUCUCUAAAAUGUAAUGUAUAAUGUAUGGGAUAUUAUGUGUAAUAAAAUCGACUCCAAUAAUACAAAUGACGUCUUUUCUGGGUUCA
Quercus lobata is the source of this 715-nucleotide messenger RNA. Its product is annotated as 15.7 kDa heat shock protein, peroxisomal-like. Bases 145 to 573 code for a protein of 142 amino acids. The record is from RefSeq and is a predicted model, not a curated record. NCBI's taxonomy places the organism in Eukaryota, Viridiplantae, Streptophyta, Magnoliopsida, Fagales, Fagaceae. The transcript has 2 exons.